Molecule: messenger RNA, 1706 nt
Organism: Armigeres subalbatus
Lineage: Eukaryota; Metazoa; Arthropoda; Insecta; Diptera; Culicidae
Product: beta-1,3-galactosyltransferase 5
Exons: 2
Coding region: 255-1451 (398 amino acids)
Cellular component (GO): Golgi membrane
Molecular function (GO): hexosyltransferase activity
Source: RefSeq, a predicted model, not a curated record
UAUUUUUUCCUUGAGAGGAAAAGUCAAAACCAAAAAAUCGCAACGAUCGAAACACACCCACACCAGAUCAGAAAGAUUAUUUCGAUUGCUGAAUAUAAUAUAAAUAAAGUGUAAAAUAAUAUUUUAAUUGUAUAUUAUUAUUUUGAGCGCAAGUGGACUGUCGCUGAUCGAACAUCGCCAAUAAUAGUGCCAACAAAAUAUUUCAUAUUAACCGAUCUUCACCCAGUUGCUGUUUCAAAAGUUUACCUGCAAUCAUGAGAAAGUUUCACCGAUUUUUAGUAUUCAGCAUAGCAAUGCUGAUCCUGUACCUGCUCUAUCGUUAUUCGUUUCCUGUGGACAGCGACGGAAACUACCUCUUUUUAAAACCAAUAUUGCCGCCAGACAACAGCGGAAAUUUCCUUACGCUGUUGCAAUCCGAUGACCAAACAAACGACGGAGAAAGCCACUACGGAACGAGGAGGCAGGCGGAUCCCACGCGAUUGGUCAAUCUGACCGAUUUCCGCUACCGUAUUGAGAAUAAUCUCUGCAAAGAGAACGGGACCUACUCGGAACUGUUGGGUGUGAUUAUGAUCACUUCCUACGUUGGUAAUGAUGCGCUGCGGGCAGCGCACAGGCAGGCCAUUUCACAACAGAAGCUGAUAUCGAUGGGACUGUUGAGAAUAUUUUCACUCGGAGACAUUCCGCUGCAAGAACACUUAAUCACGCAGAAAGCUAUUCAAAGCGAACAGGAUCUAUUCGGUGAUUUGAUCCAGGGUAACUUUGUGGAAGCCUACCGAAAUCUGACCUACAAGCACAUAAUGAGUCUCAAAUGGUUUACGGAGCACUGCCGGAAGGCUAAAUUUGUGCUCAAAAUGGAUGACGAUAUUGUGUUUGAUCCGUUCUUCAUUCAAAAUUAUUUGUCGGAUGUGGGUCAACGUAAAGAUCAGGAACGAGUUUUGGCCGGAUUCGUGUUCAACAACAAGAAAGUGAUCCGUCUGAAGGCCAACAAGUGGUACGUUUCGCGGGAGGAGUUCCCUCGUGAAGUCUACCCGCCGUACUUGUCCGGCUGGUUGUACAUAGCCAAUCAACGUGUGGCUCGCGAGUUGGUGCUCAAAUCGGAAGUGGUUUCCUUUUUCUGGAUUGACGACACGUACGUGACGGGAGUUCUGGCCGGUCAAAUGGGAAUUAAAUUACAGAGUCUGAAUAAAUGGUUCAGUGCCAAUUCGGAGUUCCUGGAUUGCUGUAUCCGGGAUAUGAAACGAUAUUCCUAUCAGUGCGAUUACUAUGUGGGGCCAAACGGGGGUAACAAUCAGCUCAUAAUGGAUUUCAUUCAGGAGCUGGAGCGCUGUUACGACAACGCUUGCUACCAGCGACCAAGCGGGAAACCGUUGACGAAGACCUGUGUGGCCGAAUAUAAGAAUACUGUACAACAGCAACAUGGGACGGCGCUGGUCAAUAUGAUGCGGCUUUAAGGUUAGUUGAAAUUUAUUGACUCACGAUUUAAGGCGUAUUACAAGAGAUUUGCAGCACUUUUCAAGGCAUAGGUAGAUGAAUUUUAUUACAGAUAUUAACAGACAUUUAGGCUCGCAUUUAGGUUAAAAACGUUGGACGUUAUUAGUUGAAGAUCGUAGUAAUCAAGCGCUACCCUAUCAAUGCUAAGAAACUACCCUAGUAACCCGAUUGUUUCAAUGGAUCAACAAAGAAGAAAAAUUGUGUACCAAGACAAA